UUCCGAUACUGGGUUGGCGCCUUCAAUGUGCCUCUGGGAAUAAUCUUUGUGACUCUGGUAGAACGAACCUUCUUUGCGGACUACAAGGUCAAAACGUUGGACAUUCCACCUGUUUCAGACCUUAGUGUGUCGAUGUUAGUACAGAUUGUUAACCUGACAGACGCUGUGAACAUCCCGCGACCGCAGUUUUCCAUCGUCCACGGAAAUGCCGCUUUUCUUGGAUUUUUCACUGCAGUCCUCGUCUUUACGGAAACAGCACUCAACAGCGUGACUGCUCUAAAGCCGAAGGCCGUAAAGCCUAGUCCUUUUGUGAUGGAUCACGUUGUCACCGUCGUUGUGUUCCCGCUAUUGUCUGCCUUUUUGGGAUGGCCUUUCAUGUCCGGGGUGCCCGUGCGCACGAUCGCCAACACUAUGGCGCUGGUGAAAGUUGAUCCACAUCCACCACCCGGAAAACCAGCGGAGUAA
This is a messenger RNA of Dibothriocephalus latus, 465 nucleotides long. Lineage: Eukaryota; Metazoa; Platyhelminthes; Cestoda; Diphyllobothriidea; Diphyllobothriidae. The record is from the annotation of a GenBank genome assembly.